CGACGUUUUUGCGAAUUUUUUCUCUAUUUAGUUUAUUAUUUCGUGUAAGAUAUUAAACCUUCUAAACUUUCACAAUGAAAAUUAAUAUACAGGUAAAAGUGAUUGUGAAAAUGUUAGGAAGCCACGUUUACAGAGUUUGAGAUUUUAAGAAUUUCUAACCUCCUACAGGAUGAAUAAAAUGCGUAGGUAUACGGACACGUGCAGAAACGCAGUGAAAUGUAGGAUUGAGGAAGAUACAUUUACAAUGAGCUUAAAUAAUGACAUUCAGAAAAUAACACAAAUACCUUACUGUGAUGAAAACUCAUUGUUUAUACUUCAACAAGAGCAUGAUUCAAUUAAACGAAAUCGAAAAAUGAGGAAAUUUAAAUCUCCAAAAAAUGAAGGCCUAUUUGAUAAUGAUAAUCUUAGUCAGAGCUUUACUAAUUUGUCUCAGGAACCAUGCUUUCUACCAACACAUGAAAUUGCAUCUUCUAUUAAAGAAGCAACUGGAGGUAUUGAUUAUUCAAAUGAAACGCUUGAAGAGCAAUGGAAAAUUAGGCAAUUAGAAGCUAGUUUAAAAUCGCAGGUUCUAGAUAAAAAAUUGUCAUUAGUUAAUAACCACUGUGAUUAUAAAAAUUCAGUUGUGGGAACUGAUAUUGACUCGUCUCUAUCAGAGAUUAAGACUGAUGAAAAGCACAAGAUUAAAGAUGAGGAGAAUAUUUUAAAACAAUGUAGACUUAAUAAAAAUGCAGCAAUAAGAGGACUUAUAAAACGUCAAUUAAUUUCAGUGAAAGAUUUAGAAGUACCAGAUAAUUCUACAGAUGUAAGAUAUGAAAAUAAUAAACAUGUACAGAGCACAAACGCUUAUUCACCGAGUAAUUUAGAAGAAAACAAUUGUAUGAGAUUAGUUCCACAUAAUGAAGAUCCGGAAGUAUUUAUUCAACCUAUACAAGCAGAAGGAGGAAUAGACGCAAAGUCGGAUUAUUCAUUUUAUGGUAAUUAUGUAUGUACAGAUACAUUUUUUUGAAAAUAUCAUAAAAAAUAUUGUACUAAAUAAAGCUUUGAGUUUCACAGUUUAAAUAAUAACAGGUAACAAGUUUUUCAAAUUAAAAUAAAGAUGUGUUAAAGUGUUAAUUCCAAAAAAAUUAAGUAGAAAUUUGAUAUUUUUUAAACCUUUAAUCUAAAAUGUAAAUCUUGCACUCAAUUGGGUACCUGAAAGUAAUAACUCCGAAUUUAAAAAUGUUAUGAAUUUUAAUAUAUUAUUGUAUUUUAGUACAUACAUUUUAAUCAAAUAUGCAAAGAUUAUACAAGACUUAAGAUCAAUCAAAUAAUUAUAGGUAUUUUUAAGAUUUUUACUGUUAAACUAUGACAGUGCUGUGAUGAGAAUUUUUAGAUAUUAAUUAUUCUUGUUAUGUACAAAAUUAUUGAAUAAGGAAGAUAUUACCA
This is a messenger RNA of Megachile rotundata (alfalfa leafcutting bee), 1425 nucleotides long. RefSeq lists its product as uncharacterized. The record is from RefSeq and is a predicted model, not a curated record. Lineage: Eukaryota; Metazoa; Arthropoda; Insecta; Hymenoptera; Megachilidae.